AUGGCCUCCUACACGCAAUCCUCAGCCACAAUGGCCACGUUCGCCCGGAUGGUCAAGGGCCAAGUGCGCUACUACUCCGCACCAGUGGACGUAGCAAUUCCCGCGAGCAAGCGCAAGUACAUUCCUACUUCGGGUACUUACCCGAAAGGCUUCGUUGUCUCCGGUACACACGUCGGUGUGAAAGCAUCAAACACCAAGUUUCCCGACCUCGCCCUCAUCUCCUCCGAGACCCCGUGCUCCGCAGCCGCAGUGUUCACGACCAACAAGUUCCAAGCAGCCCCAGUUCAGGUCAGCAAGAAGAUCCUCAAUGCUAGUCAGGGCCAGGGUAUCCGGUCCGUCAUCAUCAACUCGGGCUGCGCCAAUGCUGUUACCGGUAAAGGCGGCCUCGAAGAUGCCAUGAACAUGGCAGCAAAGGUGGAUGAAUAUACCGGCGUCGCUGAGGCUGGUACGCUCGUUAUGAGCACAGGCGUUAUUGGCCAGCGGCUACCCAUCUCCAAAAUCCUUUCCAAGAUCCCUGACGCCCACGCAUCCCUCUCCUCAACUCAUGACGCCUGGCUCACCACUGCCCGCGCGAUCUGCACAACAGAUACCUUUCCCAAACUUCUCUCGCGAACUUUCACCCUUCCCUCCUCUCCGGGCCGCACCUACAGCCUCGCCGGAAUGACCAAAGGUGCCGGCAUGAUCCACCCCAACAUGGCCACCCUCCUCGGUGUCAUCGCCACAGAUGCUCCCAUUGUCCCCUCAGCCCUGUCAUCCCUCCUCAAAUCUGCCGUCUCGCGCUCUUUCAAUGCCAUUUCCAUCGACGGUGACACCAGCACAAAUGAUACUGUCGCCAUUCUGGCAAACGGAGCCGCCGGCGGCGCACCUAUCAACACGACCCAGUCGGAUGACUACGUUGUUAUGCAAGAUAUUCUGACCUCCUUCCUGCAAUCCCUCUCGCAACUCGUCGUGCGGGACGGUGAGGGUGCCACAAAGUUUGUUACUGUCCGGAUUCAGAAUUCCCCUGACUACGAGUCUGCUCAGCUUAUUGCUUCCACAAUUGCCCGGUCUCCCCUUGUGAAAACGGCCUUGUAUGGGCGGGAUGCUAACUGGGGCCGUAUUCUUUGUGCUAUUGGAUACACGCAAGGUGUUAAGGAGGGCACUGUUGUGCCCGAGCGAACUAGCGUGAGCUUCAAGCCUGUCGACGGAAGUCCUGUGCUGAAACUCCUUGUAAACGGCGAGCCAGAGCAAGUGGACGAGGAACGCGCUAGCGCCAUCCUGCAGGAGGAAGACCUUGAAAUUGUUGUUGACCUUGGUGGCGGUGCCAAGGGCGAAUUGGGUGGUGAAGAGGGCAUCUACUGGUUCUGCGACUUCAGUCACGAGUAUGUGACUAUCAACGGUGACUAUAGGACUUGA
Molecule: messenger RNA, 1395 nt
Organism: Aspergillus calidoustus
Lineage: Eukaryota; Fungi; Ascomycota; Eurotiomycetes; Eurotiales; Aspergillaceae
Source: the annotation of a GenBank genome assembly